UGCCUUAUAUUCAUCUGCUCUCGGAGCCAUUUGGUGUGAAUUUGGUGCGACUUACCAGACUCGAACAAGAAAACCAUACAGAGAAAUAUUUGAACAACUUCUGCUCAGAAAAGCAAUGGAUCUAAUAAUAAAGGGAUUCGAUGGAAUCACAAAACAUCUGACUGUUGACUGGAAUACCACAGUUGGUCACCUGAAGCAGCUAAUUUUGCGUGACUUCAGUGUGGACCCUUCUCAACAGAAGCUGUCUGCAAAUAACGGUCAUCGGAUCAGCCUUGACGAUGAUGGCAGAAGCCUCAGUAGUUAUGGUUUGCACUCUGGAUCCACAAUAGCGCUCCUGAUCAGGACCCCUGGACCCAUGCAGGUGUUUGUCAAGAACGUGAAGGGCGAAACAAGUACCUACGACGUUGGUGUCGAUGAGACCGUAUCUCAGCUCCAGACUAAAAUCUACAAUAAAGAGAGAACCCCGGUGGACCAGCAGAGGCUCAUUUACGGCGGUAUCCAACUGGAGGCGGGCAAGAUGCUUCGGGAUUACAAAAUCACAGCUGGAAGCACCAUUCACAUGACACUUCGUCUCCGAGGAGGAUAAUGGACAAGUCUGACUUAGAUAAAACCUUAUAGUCCUGCUGAUACUGAACUGUUCAUUCUGAAAUAACUAAACAAGGCAAUGAUUUCAUCGCUUUGAAAAUAAUAAUAAUAUGUUUAUAGUUAUUAUUUGUAAUAUUAAAAUAUUUUGUCUUAAUGUAAGUGCUGUAUUCCUGAUUCCUGCACGUAUUGUAGCCUACAUGUAUUGUAUCUUUAUUUUUUUACUGAUAUUUUGAGUUUUUUGUUUCAUUGUUAAUAAAAUUAUAAAAGCUCAAACGA
Messenger RNA from Paramisgurnus dabryanus, 861 nucleotides. RefSeq names its product polyubiquitin-like. The record is from RefSeq and is a predicted model, not a curated record. Gene Ontology annotation, molecular function: protein binding. Lineage: Eukaryota; Metazoa; Chordata; Actinopteri; Cypriniformes; Cobitidae.